CGAGAAGGAUAUAAAAAGUCUUUCAAAGCCGAAUUUUAAAGGUGACUGCUGAAUUCAGAAUGGUUGCCAUUUUCUGAGAGAAAUAUUCUUCUAAAUAUGGACUAACGAUAAAAUUAGCAACAAGUUAUAAUGCGACGAUGGCACGUUACAUUUUCAAUAUUACUACUUGUCAUUAUUCUUACUUUCAUAGAGCUCAAGAAGAUAUAUGAGAUACAUAAAAACAGAUCGGAAAUAAGGAAGCACCAUGGAACACCACUCCGGACAGACCCGUCAAUUCCUGGAGAUGGAGAACAUAUUAAGAGACAAAAUGACACUGGAGGGCAGAGCAGACUGACUGAAUCUUUUGCAGUUAAGCUAGACGAACCCGCCAAUCUCAUUCCAGAACAAACUGCGAAUAUAAAUAAAACUCAAAGUAGCCCCAACAUUGCAACACCAAACUCAACAUACAAAGAAUGUGCACAGGUCCAAAUCAAUGAUGUGCCUACAGUUCAGAGGGCAAAGACAUCAAGAGUUCCAGUUGAAUUUUACGAUUUAAGCUUUCAUAAUUAUUAUUUAGAUGAUUUUGAAUAUGUUCAUCUUGGGAAGGAUGUCUGUAGCAAGGUGGAAACUGAGAAGUUUAUCCUAUUUGUCGUGAUAACUGAUACUAGAGAGGAUGCGAUAGCAAUUCGACAAUUUUUACGGGAAACUUGGGGAAGUGUGAAAGCCCACUCCGGUUGGACAAUUCAGACAGUCUAUCUGAUGGGAUCAACCAAUGACACGCAUAGAAUGGCAACCAUUGCUGACGAGUCCAAAAAGUAUGGUGACAUCAUACAAGCAAGCUGUGGAGACGCCUACAGAGAUAUGAGCCUCAAAGUAAUGAUGGUGUUGAAGUGGGUUGAGAAAUAUUGUGCAAACGCUAAAUACGUCUUCAAAGGGACUCAUGAUAUUGUUGUCCAUUUCGGACGAUUUUUCGAAAAGAUAAAUGAACUUUCCAAAAUGACGAAAGAUAGUGAUAACGUGUUUUGGGGCUGCCCUGUGACUAAUGGCUACAUCUCACACCAUGGCGAUAAAAGGUUACAAAAAUGGGCGCAAGAUUCACCCGUUGUGUGGGAGUCGAGGCUAUAUCCAACAUAUCUUGAAGGAAGCGGCUUCCUCAUGAAUAUGCAAGCAGUGAAAUCAGUCAAUCGUUUAUAUUGCCGUACACCCGUUACUUGGCCCGAUGACACGCAUACUAGUGGGGGCGUUUAUUGA
Molecule: messenger RNA, 1230 nt
Organism: Owenia fusiformis
Lineage: Eukaryota; Metazoa; Annelida; Polychaeta; Sabellida; Oweniidae
Source: the annotation of a GenBank genome assembly